AUCUCACACCUCUCUGCGUCAACAAGCAACAAACGACCAGAGACAAAAUGGCGCCCAACCGUACAAAGGUCUCCAAGGCCGGCCUCGGCAAGGCCCUCAUCAACCGCAAGCACAAGGAGGCCAUUGCUCCUCAGGAGUCCCAGCUGUACACGCUCGACGACUCCAACCCCCUCGCAUCGGUCACCCACGAGCGCGACCUCGACUCUUUCCUCGCCAACGCCGCCCUCGCCGAUGCCGACUUCACGACGGAACGCUCCAAGAUGCGCAUUGUCGCCGGGCCAGGCAUGCCUGCCGCCGCUGUCAACCCGUACCUCCUGAGCGCCAACGAGGAGAAGAAGGUUGCCAGGAAGCAGUACGACAUGCGCCACGGCCUCAAGGUGCCCCGCCGUCCUGCAUGGACCCGCUCCAUGACCCGCCAGCAGCUCGAGCAGCAGGAGCGCGACUCGUUCCUCGACUGGCGCCGCGACCUCGCCCACCUCGCCGAGGACUCGUCGCUGCUGCUCACGCCGUUCGAGCGCAACAUCCAGCUGUGGCGCCAGCUCUGGCGUGUGCUCGAGCGCUCGCAUCUCGUCGUGCAGAUUGUCGACGCCCGUAACCCCUUGAACUUCCGCUCCGAGGACCUGGAGGCGUACGUCAAGGAGGUCGGCGACGACUCGACGGGCGACGACGUGACGGUUCCCGGAAAGGGCAAGAGGCGGUCACUGCUGCUCAUCAACAAGGCGGAUCUGCUCACGUACGAGCAGCGUUCCGUGUGGGCCGACUACUUUGAGGAGCACGGUAUCACCUACGCCUUCUUCUCGGCUGCCGACGCUGCUGCUUUGCAGGAGCAGGCUGAGAAGCAGCGCAGGAGGGAGGAGGGCCUGGACGACGAGGACGACGAUGAUGACGAGGACGAGGACGAUGAGCCCGCCCACGACGACGAGGAGCUCGACGAGGAGGACGACGAGGACAUUGAGGAGGAUGUGGAGGAGGAUGUGGAGGAGGAGGCCGGUGAGGUCGCCAAGCAGCUCGAGGAGACCAAGCUGGAGGACCAGGAGCCAGUGGAGAUUGAGGACAUUCGUACUCGCGUUCUCACCGUCACCGAGCUCGAGGACUUGUUCAUCAGCGCCGCUCCUCCCCUCGCCGACUUUGCGACCCCCCGUGACCCCAACCCCACCAAGCUCAUGAUCGGUUUGGUCGGCUACCCCAACGUCGGAAAGUCGUCGACUAUCAACGCCCUCAUCGGCUCCAAGAAGGUGUCCGUUUCGGCCACCCCCGGUAAGACCAAGCACUUCCAGACGCUUGUGCUCUCAGACGAGAUCACGCUCUGCGACUGCCCCGGUCUCGUGUUCCCCCAGUUCGCCAACACCCAGGCCGACAUGAUCUGUGACGGUGUGCUCCCCAUCGACCAGAUGCGCGAGUACUCUGCCCCCGUCGAGCUCGUGUGCAAGCGCAUCCCUCGUGCCAUCCUCGAGGGCACAUACGGUAUCCGUAUCGACGUCAAGGAGGUCGAGGACGGCGGAACUGGCAAGGUCGGAUGGGAGGAUCUGCUGUCCGCCUACGCCAUUGCCCGAGGCAUGACCCGUGCGUCGUUCGGUAUGCCCGACACGUCGCGUGCGUCGCGUUACGUGCUCAAGGACUAUGUCAACGCCAAGCUGCUGUACGGCCGCGCGCCGCCCGGCAUUGACGAGGAGGAGUACAUGUCGACGUCCCGCGAGCUCACGCUUGCCAAGCUCGAGGCCGAGUACGCCAACGGCCGCAAGCGUGCUCCCGAGACGCACGUUUCGAAGAAUGCCGACACGUACGUCGCUCCCGCGGCGUCUGCGGCUCGGGGCGGCGACGAGUUUGACGACGAAUUUGAGGAUGAGGAGGGCGUUGAGGGAGUCGAAGGUGCCGAGGGUGACGAGGGAGACGAGCUUUCCGUCGCUGGUACCUCGGCCGCUGCGACCGCCAACGACCCCGCAAUCAAGGCCCGUCUGCCCACUAUCCGCGCGACCAAGGCUACGGCUGCAUCGGCACCUGCUCGCACGGGCAAGGAGCGCGCAGCUGCGCUUGAGAACGCCUUCUUCACCGAGUCGGGCCCCGCGCCCCGGCCAGUGGUCAAGGGCCGCUCGCAGGGCGCCGCGGUCGAGACCGAGAACGGAGGUGUUGGCGGCGCUGGAUUCUCACGCUCCACAAUGUACCCCCACCAGCGCCGACUUGGCCCCGACGGACGACCCCUGCUCGAGCCCGUGGUCGGCACCAACCAGCGGGAUAACAGCAAAAAGCACUUCAAGGAGAAGAAGGGCAAGCAGAGGUCUGGCCGCGGCUACGACUAGGCGUAGGCGUGGGCGUUUAGACCAUGUCAUAGACAGCCACGGAUCGCCAAGGCUGAGGGAGCGUCAUGUAGACUAUCUGUAGAAUACCGAGAAGGGGCGAGGCGCGAAGUUGCGCCGAGACGAGUCCGGCCGAGGACGCCGAAAAGCGCAGCCCCGGACGAGCAUGGCCCGGGUGCCCCAGUCGACAAAUGCAUGUGUGACGCAGG
This is a messenger RNA of Vanrija pseudolonga, 2503 nucleotides long. RefSeq names its product Large subunit GTPase 1 (gene lsg1). Gene Ontology annotation, molecular function: GTP binding; GTPase activity. Bases 48 to 2297 code for a protein of 749 amino acids. Gene Ontology annotation, cellular component: cytosol. The transcript has 4 exons. NCBI's taxonomy places the organism in Eukaryota, Fungi, Basidiomycota, Tremellomycetes, Trichosporonales, Trichosporonaceae. The record is from RefSeq and is a predicted model, not a curated record. Gene Ontology annotation, biological process: ribosomal subunit export from nucleus.